Molecule: messenger RNA, 930 nt
Organism: Aspergillus puulaauensis
Lineage: Eukaryota; Fungi; Ascomycota; Eurotiomycetes; Eurotiales; Aspergillaceae
Exons: 4
Coding region: 1-930 (309 amino acids)
Source: RefSeq, a predicted model, not a curated record
AUGCCGUCCAAUCGAAUUGCGGUCUACGGCCAUCGGGGAUGGGCCAGCUCAGCUAUUGUUGCAGCCCUCAUCGCCUCAGGAGCCCCUAUCAAGGUCCUGUACCGGCCCGGAUCCGAUAUAUCCUCUCUCCCUAACUCGGUGGCCAAGAUUGCCGUCGACUUGGAUGAUCAAGACACCGUCGUCGCUGCCCUGCAGGAUGUGGAUGUUGUUAUAUCCCUCGUUGGACACGAAGGUGUCACCCGCCAGCUCGGCCUGGUGAAUGCCAUCCCCAAGACGAACGUUCGGCUUUUCGUCCCUUCGGAUCUCGCUGCGCGGUAUGACGAGCAGGGACUGCGCAUCCCAGUCAACCACGCCAAGCACGAGGUCGAGAGAGCAGCCCGUGCUGCUGGUAUUCCGGUUACAGUGGUCCUUACUGGCAAUUUUGCGGAGUUUGCCUUGGCUACACCGGCUAUGGGAGUAGACCGUCGCAAUAACAGGAUUAUCUUCACCGGCGAGUCAGAGCACAAGGCUCUUAACCUCUGCACUCGGUCCUACGUUGCUGCCGCGUACGCCUCCAUAUUCGCCUCAACGCCCAUUGACCAACUCAGGAACCGCACCAUAGCCCUGUGCGAGCUUCGAGCAACAGGAAGUGAAAUCGCACACAGCCUGACAACACAGCAUGGUUCUAGAACACGCAGUAAACAUGAAUCGGCCGAGUCUAUUAAUGAAGUGGUCGAGAGCUCUAUUGCGACCGGCAGCAAAUUCGCGCUGGCGUUCUACUGCCGCAGAAUCUGGGGAAGCGGGCAGCAGACUGAAAUGAUGGGAUGCGAGUUUUGGGAUGUCAAGGGUUUUCGCAAGGCGUCGUUGCAUGAUCUCAUUGUAGGCGGGCGGCUGCAAGAAUAUCGCGAGCUGCCAUCGGCGCUCCUGGAGUUUGUGGAAUCGCAGUUUUAA